AUGACUCAACGAGUCUCUUCUUCUUUGUCAUACAUCGCGGAGCCGCCAGAUCUCUCCAAAAUUUCCGAACCACAGUUGGUUGUCUCGUUCAAAAACCUCCUGAAAAAGGAUGCUACCACGAAAACGAAGGCUCUAGAGGACCUGCAAGGCCUCCUAGGUGCGCAAGAUACCCGAAGUGGGAGUUUGGAAGAUGGUCUCAUUGAAGUUUGGAUAAAAAUAUAUCCACGUAUGUCAAUAGAUAUUUGUCGCCGGGUUCGACAACUUGCCCAUGUCAUUCAAGGUCUUUUUGUAUCAUUAUGCGGGAGGCGAAUAGCUCCGUAUAUUUCAAGGGUAAUUGGCGCAUGGCUCGCCGGCCUCUACGAUAGCGACAAACUAGUGUUCAGAGCUGCUCAAGAAUCAAUUGUCAGAGCUUUUCCUACGGAAGAGAAGAGGCAAAGCCUGUGGAGAGUCUACCGAUCAUCAAUUUUCGAAUUUGUUAUCGAUGCUGUCCUAGAGCAAAGCCCCCAGACUCUAAGCGAUCAGCGGACUGUUAGGCCAGAUGAAGCCGAAGCAAAGCAUGCCCGGGUUGUCUCAACGGCACUACAGGUUCUCAAUCAACUUCUCGCUAAAUCAUCGACUGUCCAACUGGACAAGGAUUCCGAUUUUAUCACGACUCUUAUUACCAGCAAGUCGCUUUGGUCAUUUUCAUAUCAUGAAGAUCCAUUUGUUCGCCGAUCUACCUAUGAUUUGCUUCGGACUUUGCUUUCAGUGGAGAGAGAUUUGAUCGAAUGGAGAACUGUUAGCAAUUGUUUUUUGUCAAAGGCUCUUCCGAAGAACCAACUAGGCUCUGCUAUUGACUUCUCUAAUGUUCUGUUAACUUUGACUAAAGAGCGUCCACAAUUAUGGACGUCAGACUAUUCUGGGAAAGUCUCUGCAACAAAACGACUCUACCAGUAUAUCAAAAAGGGCUCGGAAGGGGCUAAUGCUGCUUAUUGGGAAAACCUGCAUAUACUGCUAAAGUCUAUUCCCUUCGAAAUCUUGAUUAGGCAACCAGUCAGCGAUGACAGCACUAUACAAGAUGCAAACCAGUUAAUGGAAACCAUCCACGAUUCAGUUCUAAGCCGGGAAGAGCAAGGAGGUAAUCUCGGAGCUGCCUGGUCAUGUUUUAUUGACACAGGAUUUUGGAUAUCUUCUUUUGUCUCAGAUAAAGUCGCUCUCCAAAAAUUCCUCAAAAGCCAAAUUUCUCCUAUUUUAGAACAGUAUAUCCUUGGCCUGCCUGAUAACUGCCGGUGGUCGCUCAAUGGCAAAUUCGCGGUAGAGUUGUGCGCAAAAACAUUCAUUCUUUUGGCGGAACACACUGGAGCAGAGAUCCUCCAUGGCCUAUGGAUGAGUCUGUCCGACAGGUUGAUCCAAACAGUCAAAUUGUCGUCCCCGGAAAAAGCCAGCGGCUUUAAGGAUUCCCAAGAUUCAAUUUGUGCCCAAGCGAAGCGUCUCUUUGAACUGGAAGGGCAGGUUUUGACCCAAAUAACACAAACCAGCAGUCUGUCGUUCAUUCCAAGCAUUUUCCAGGAUGCUGGCACUCCGUUACUCCAAGCUUCGCUGGAGCUUUUGAGAUCUCGCAAUGGAAAACCGUAUGGAGCUGCUUCAAUGAUUGAUGAGGCUCUCUCUAGAGUCCCUGAUAUUGCCACCCAGGUCGAGGGACUAGGAACAUUUCUCAUUGAAGAUAUUGCGCAACUUCUGUUCUCCCCCGCAGCGGAUCGUCUAAUUUCUGUUCUAUUUGGAUCUCGUGGCAAGAAAGGCUUUGAAGGUGGCCUCAAAAAUUCCAUAGAUGCUUUCCUGGAUACGGACCUUGGAAGCUCAGCAUUACCUGGACUCCAAAAAUUAUUUUCAUGCAUCACUUCCCCCGAUAUUGAAGCACACCCAAACUUGGAACUUUUAAUCAUGAAGGAUUUAAACAGAGCAUUACAUAAUACCCGCGAAGCAUGGAUGGAAAUCAUUGUUCUGAUCAAAAACCGAGCCUCACGAAAUGAGAUCGCCCAUCGGAUUUUGAAUUCCUUAGUCUAUAGUCUGUCAUCCCAGAAGAACAUCCGGGAGGUUUUGUACGGUCUUUUCCAGAUAGCCUUAGAGUGCCCUGAGGUUAUUAGAGAAUUUGUGAAUAGUCCUGAUGGCUCACAGAUGGUUUCCAAAAUAUUGUAUAUCGCUGAGUCUUCAACCGAUGAAGUUGCUCAACUUGCUGGUUCCUUGCAAACACAUAUUAGAGAUAUAAUAAAAGGAGAGAGUGCGACCAGGUCGUCUAUUGACAUCGUCCAGCAGAACUUUAACAAUGUUGGAAUGGAAUCGCUAUCCAUUGAUGCUUUGGUCGAUGUUGCAGGUGAGGUCCUUGCAAAAUCGUCUGUGGAGGACAAACCUAGGAUAUUAUCUCGUUUACUGCCAACUCGAGAUCAAUGGGAACAAGCGUUAGAUCCAUUCCUUCGGAGACCACUGAAGGCGUCUGCUUCCAUAAGUAAGGUGCUUGCGGGAGCAGUGUUUCUGGCCGAUACGUCAUUUCCUGAAGGCUUCUCCCAGGAUAUCGAUUCGGUUCCCCGCGACUCCUACCGUUUCUCUUCUGGGUUUCGCCUGACAUUCUACGUUACCAAAGUGCUGUCGUCAACUAGCCUGGAAUUUAUCGAGCAAGCUUCCCGUGAAAUAUUGUUCUUCUACUUACCUCUUGCAACCCAACUGGUUAAUGAUGAUGUAAGCCUGGAAGGCCCGAAGGGCUUUUUUGACCGUGACAUGCCAGAUAUUCGAGAUGAGUCUGCAGAGUUAGUUUCAGAAGCUCGACUGAUAAUUAAAGGCUGGCUUCUAUCUGCCACGCUGGUAACUGGGCAAGAAAAGCCCGCUCCUUCAAAUAUUUUUGAUUUAUGGGAAAAGCAGUUCGGGUCAAUGCAAGGGACGUCUCCGAAAUCAUACAAUAUAGCAGAGACUUUUGCAAGGAUCGUCGCCGAACGUGAUUCUUCAGGGACUGCGCGAUCUGCCGAAUCUUUCUUGACGCGGGCAAAACAGAUAGAAGGACCUUCGAACCCCUUCGUUUUAGCUUCAGUUGUUGCAGCGUUCAGAGACUUUAUAGCAGCCACUCCAUCUGGCGUUCGAUUGUGCAAUGAACUGAUUUCCGAUUCCACUGGGUUUAAAUCUGAGAAUGCGUCUGAAGGACUUCGUAAGAUCGUAACCCUCAACCUUCUCAUCAGCGGAGAGAGUAAUAUUGCUCAGAGCGUUCAAAAGCCUCGGCUUGUGUUUCUGGUGAAGCACUUGGUCGAUUGCUUACAGUCGCAAUCCCCACCACAGGGUUUGGUUUCGGAAAUCCUCAAAUUGCUUGUUAACAUUUUGCCAUUGAUCAGAGAGAUAUACGGAUCUCACUGGUCAGAUGUAUUUGACUUCCUCCAAAAUUUAUGGGAUGACAUUGAAAUAGUUGACGAAUCUCUUCCUGUGCUAUACUCCUCGUUACGACUUUUCGCUUGCUUAAAGUCUCUAGCGACAGGAGAAAGCAACGAUGACUUGGUGGAUGCAUGGACUGCCUCCCGGAAGAUACAUUCACCGGCAUUGAUCAGGUUACUCGCAGAGUUUGACUCUUCAUUGAGCUAUGACGAGCCCCUCAAAAUCACAGCCAAUAUUCUUGCCCGUCAAAUAUCAGGACUACCCAUUGACCACGUCGAGGAUAUCAAUGACCUUUUCUCCAUCCUCUCAGCGCCUAAUAGAGAUAUCCAACGUGCUGCGUACGACGUCCUGCAUCGGGCGAUCCCAAAAUUGCAGGAGGCAGUGACCCUGAAUGUUGCGUUGUCAGACGCCGUAGCCAGUCUCCCGGAUGAAUUGAUUUCUCUCCUUUUGGAAGUCCCUGCCAUAAAUAUUAUAACUCAGGCUAAAGAUGAUGACCGAAUAUCACCUCUCAUUAUUGAGGACUCGCUUCGGAAUGUCAACGAGUGGUUCUCGGCCCAAAAUUUUACUAACGAAGAUCAGCCGCUGCAGGUGAAAGUAUCUCGUCGGGCCGCUGAAAUAAUUGCGAGCGUUGAAGUGGAUGAAGAUUCGCCACCGACUUCAGUUGCUAUAUAUUUACCAUCAACAUAUCCAUUACAGCAAGCUGUAGUAGAAGGCCGCGCCCGCGUUGCGGUGGACGAAAAGAAAUGGCGGAGCUGGCUUCUAACGAUCCAAGGGGUUAUUAUGUUUUCCAACGGCAACCUUGUCGAUGGCUUGCUUGCAUUCCGCAGGAAUGUCCAAGGCGCGUUGAAGGGACAGAGCGAAUGUGCUAUUUGCUAUUCGGUCAUCUCUGCAAACAUGCAAACGCCCAACAAGAGUAUUUUAUUUUAUUUGCUUCCAUCCUUUUGCCGAUUAAAGACUGGAUUGAUGACAUCUGUUACCCUUGAUGAUAUCAGCAGGGAACAAAAAACCCCACCAAACCCUCACACAGCGUCCAUGUCAGCACCUCAGAUCCCCAACUUAAACACUCUUCGACGGGGAGCUGGUAGAGGCCGCUUUAGGGGCCGCGAGAGAUAUGAGGCAACUACCAGCCAUUCGGGAGACACGAUGGCAAAGGAUCGGAUCAUUCAGCGAACGGACAAUGAUGCCAGUGUUUCUAGGCUCAGCGCAGUGGAGCUAGGAUAUCUCCAUGAUCCUUUUGCACAUGCUCUAGUGAACAGUGAGGCAAUAGGUUCAAAAAGAUAUCCGAUAAUCAAUAGAGGAACCUACGUGCGAACAACCGCCUUGGACUCCCUUGUAUACCGUUUCCUAAACACAAACGAGAAACCAACUCGAAAGAGGCAGAUCAUAUCACUUGGUGCAGGCUCAGAUACGCGUGUAUUCCGCUUACUCUCCAAAGACCCGACCCUUGAACUGCUAUACCACGAGCUAGAUUUCCCAACCAACACAACUGCGAAAAUAAAAGCCAUCCGCUCCUCGCCGCUCCUACGCAAAACCAUAGGGAUACAUGGGCCAGACGAUGCAAAUGUAUCGGCCAAUGGCGAUGCUCUGCAUUCGAGAUACCUUCACGUCCAUCCAGUCGAUCUACGGACGCUGUCGCCUUCCAGCUCACCCAACUUACUGCAAGGCUUAGAUAGGACCCUGCCAACGUUACUUAUAUCCGAAUGUUGUCUGAUUUAUCUUUCACCCACCAAUGCCAUCGAUGUGCUCUCCUACUUUACGCAGACAGUUUUUCCACCUUCCGAAACGUUGGCGACUGUUACAUCCACACCAGCACUCGACUCCCCACCAACACUCUCAGCCUCUUCGAUACCCCUAGCCUUGAUACUCUACGAGCCGAUACGGCCCGACGACCCGUUUGGGAGAACGAUGGUGGCCAACCUUGCAACGAGGGGUAUCCAUCUGCAAACUCUACAUCGCUAUGCGUCAUUAUCGGCCGAGCGAGAAAGGCUGCUCGAGCAUGGGUUUGUGAGCGGCCAGGGGGCGGCAGAUGUGGAUUUCAUAUGGGAACGAUGGAUCAGCGAGGAGGAAAAGGAGAGAGUGGCUGGGUUGGAGAUGCUUGAUGAAUUCGAGGAGUGGAAAUUGUUAGCCAGCCACUAUUGUGUGGCAUGGGGUUGGAGGGAUGGGAAGGGGGCUAGCUCAGAAGGAGAGGUGUUUGAAGGGUGGAAGACACUGGAGGGGCAGUGAUUAGAGCUGAGAGAUGCAAGGAGGAUCUGGAUGAAGUCCUCGAGCGCUAUUGAUUUAUAACUAUAUGUUUGAUUUGGGAUCUUGUGCGCUCUUUUGCCAGGCGUACAGAACGGACAUGCGAUUUCCCCUUUCAUAUACUUUGUGCUAAAUGCAACCUUAUUGUCGAGUCCUUGGAUCUGGUGAUUACGAAUGCACUGUCCGUUUUCCGGUGGCACAGCUUGCUGGAUAUGAC
This is a messenger RNA of Histoplasma capsulatum G186AR, 5845 nucleotides long. RefSeq names its product leucine carboxyl methyltransferase. The record is from RefSeq and is a predicted model, not a curated record. Gene Ontology annotation, molecular function: ribosomal large subunit binding; ubiquitin protein ligase activity; methyltransferase activity. Gene Ontology annotation, biological process: ribosome-associated ubiquitin-dependent protein catabolic process; rescue of stalled cytosolic ribosome; methylation. Gene Ontology annotation, cellular component: cytosol; RQC complex. The coding region runs from base 1 to 5613 and encodes 1870 amino acids. Lineage: Eukaryota; Fungi; Ascomycota; Eurotiomycetes; Onygenales; Ajellomycetaceae. The transcript has 10 exons.